CCUUAGGCAUUUCUCACCCGAAAGGUGUUCGAUGAAAUGCCCGAGACAACUCUCCUAGGCUUUUAGUAUACUUUGCCAAAGACAUUUGUUGUUAAAGGUGCUAAGAUAGCUAAUAGACUUGUUAGUAAUGAUUGCUUUCAUAUUAUUCAACCAAAGACAUUUGAUGUUUGAGAUAUGUUAGCAAAUGAGCAUUCAUCUAGACAUAGAGCUUGCUUAGAAUUGUGUUUAGGCUUAAGGUCGAUAGUUUGAUCGAUCAUUUGCCAUCCUUAGUUCGAUACUUGAUCACCCAAGGUCUAAUCCCUAUGCCCAAGAGUUCUCUUUUCCCUUAGUCAAGAAAGUAUCAUUCUGUUAUUGCUUUUUUUAGUUUUAGUCAUAGCUUAAAACCCAUCUAAAUCAUUGGUUGCACUUAGAUUAAGUGAGUACUUGCAUUCUCAGUGCUUUGAUAUCCCUCAGAACUGGUUCGACAAUCUUUUAUACUACAACAUUUGUCUUAGGAGCCUUGAAAACUCCUAACAUCAAUGACCAAAUGGUCACCGGUGAUUGAAAAGGAAAAACCACCAACACAGUCCAUUCCAAUGUGGGUACACCUCAAAAAUGUACUUGUCUAUGUUCUCAUGGCAAGGAUUAAACUUCUUGACGAGUCCAAUUGGGAGUCCUGGUAGACUGCACCCGGAGACAGCGCAAUGCCUAAAGAUUGAUGUGGCAAAGAUCUUUGUAACUGUGGAUUUAACAAAGGACUUGCCACAAAAGAUGAACUUUAACAUCCAAGGAGAGGAGGUGAUGGUGGAGUACAUCUAUCCAUGGCUACCAAAGAAGUGUUCGAAGUGUGAAAAGCGGGGACAUUCAGUGAAAGCGUGUUCUAAAGAAAAAGAAUUUCAAAAAGAGAAUCAGGAGGAGAUGGAAGAGGGUGAAGUCAGAGAAGUUCGAGAGGAGAAAAAAGAUAAAGAAGAAAUUAUAUCGAGAAGUUUGGAAGAUCCUGAGGAAAAUACUGAGUGUGAGCAAGUGGCUUUGGUAGAGUCUUCUGAGAAGUUGAAGUUGAAAGAGGGAGAAGAUGUGAGUAGUAAGGAAGAGAUAACUCAAGGUACAGAAAAUGUUGAGAAGGAGAAAGAAUGGUCAGAUGUUUCACCGGGGAAAUCUAGCCGCUCUUCUAAUUCAAGUCAAAAGGAAUUGGAGUCUAUUUUUACGAAAUCAAGAUUUGAUGUGUUAACACCGAAGGAGGGUAAAGAAGUGACAGUUUAUGAGAAAGAGGAGCAAGAAGAAGAUGAUCAACAUGACAAAUUGCAAGACAAAGAAGUUAUUCAUAGGAGAGUAUUACCUCGAGAAUUUAAGAUUAAUCAUAGAUAUCUCAUAGCUAAAGCAUGAGGUUAGACAGCUCAGGAUGUUGAUUCUAGCUAUCUGAAGAAAAAGAAACCCCGUCGUCAAUAAUAUGUAUGGUUUCUACUGGAAUAUUAGAGGCUUCAAUAAAUUUUCUAAGCAUAUGGUGGUACAAAAUUGGGUGAGGAAGCGUGGUUUUCAAUAUGGAUGUUUAAUAGAGACAAGAGUAAAGGAGAAUAAGGUGAAGCGUAUUUUGGAGAUGGUUUUUCCGGGAUGGUCCUACAUCACGAAUUAUGAUCAUCACCUUUUGGGAAGAUUAUGGGUUAUAUGGAGCCCGAGAGUGAGGGUCACACUGUGUUUUUGGGGUUCAACUCGAGUUUUUCGGGUUCAAGUCGAUUCGGAUUUACAUAAAAAUGUACAUACAAAAAAUUAAAUAAACUAAUUGAUAAAUUAUAUUAUUUUAAACAUUUUUUCCGAUAUAAUAUGACUUUGUAUCAUAAUAAUAUACAAAAAUUCUAAAAUAAUAAACACUGGGGUCAAAAUCUAGUGUGUUUUGAAGUGUAAAUUUUUUUGUUUAGGACACCCUGAAACCUCCGGUUCUGACCGGCCAGUUGAACCAAUAAAAUAAUAAACAAAACUCUGUCGUCUUAAGGACACUCUGAAACCUCCGGUUCUGUCACCGUCUUCUGCUCAAUUGCUUACAAGACCUAGUAGUUCCGUAGAAAGUCGAACAGUCAGUAAUCACCCAUGUAUACUCUGAGACUGAGUCUCCAUGGAAGAAGGUUGGUCGAGCUACAGAAAUGGCGUAACGUGAGAGUUUCAGUGACCCUUCUUCAAAAUGCAUCCUUCUCUUCUCCUUCUGAUGUAAGUCCUCGAAAAGGUCAGAACUUUACUGUCUCUUCUUACCUGGUUGACUCACUGGGUUUAACUAGGAAACUGAUAGGUUCAAAUAUACUUACACGAGGAAGAAAGGGAAAGGAGUGGAUUAAAAGACUCUAGUGGAAACAGAAGGUUUACGGUUACAGACUUGAAGAAUAAACAAAGGAGUAUAAAUAGUCAUUGUCAUGGUUGUUAGAUCUUUAUCGAUUAAGUACAUUGGUGAUUCUUACCGAUGAGCUGAGUCUACUCAGGUGAUAGAGUAGUUGAGAUUCUCAGGUGAUAGAGAUCUCCAUUGUUGUACUUAUCGAGCUUACUAUCAAAAUACAUACAUUUCCUCUGUUAUCUCUAUCUUCACUCUAUCAUUGGUGCGGUGAGCUUGGACGAAUCGAACGCGAUCGGAGUUUGCAAGUUGAAUCGAGUCAGCUCAGCUCGAAUCGAUCAUCGGAGUUCUAAAUCACACCGGCAAAGCGAUGUCGAAGGCGAAGGUGGGGGAAAGUCCGAGACCGGUGGAAUCGGAGGAGGAAUUCGAAGUCGAAGAUCAAGAUAUGGAUAUGGAGUUCCUCAAAGGCGGUUACAUCCGUCUCAAUCGAGCUCGCAAACAAGCAGAUUCCAAAAUCGAUGAGGUGAAUCAACAGUUGCGAUCGAUCCUCAAGAUUCUGGAGAAACCUGACUCGGCGACGAGGCCACAAAUGGAACCAGGAUCUUCCCAGCAUCAGGUAUACUCACAAAAUUGGGAAUGAAACCGGGAUUAUCAUCCGCUAGGUUAUCGAUCUGGGCAUAUGAAUGUUGCGAAUAGAGAGUCGAUGUUGCAGAAAAUACAGAUGCCAGUUUUUGCGGGAACGCAACCUUAUGUGUGGGUUACAGAGGUCGAAAGAUGGUUUACUAUUGGGAAGUAUGAGGAUGAUGAAAAGCUGGAGCUGGUUGGGUUGAGUUUAGAAGGAAAGGUUAAGAAAUGGUUUGGAUGGGAGUUGAAACGAAAGGGAUUUGCUAGCUGGUUUGAAUUUAAAGAGAAGUUGAUUCUGCGAUUUUCAGAGUCAAUUGAAGAUGAACCUGCAAGCAGACUCUUUGCUAUCAAGCAAACAGGGUCAGUGAGCGAUUACAUCUCAGAAUUUGAGGAGUUCUCAACGCUAGUGCCGAACUUAGACGAUGACCAUCUGAUCAAGAUCUUUUACAACGGUCUCAAUCAGGAAAUGAAGGAGGUGAUUAGAAUGAAGGAACCUAAGGGGCUGGAGAACCAUAUUGCCGCAGUCCUACGAAUGGAAUCGAGUGCUUUUUGUAAAGUGGUGAGCGAAGCAACCAAGAAGGGGGCAGUGACGCAACCGAAACCCUUUACAAACCCACUGAAGUCAUCUUCCGGGUACAACUCACAGAGAUCAAGUUCGGAGGCUGCAACCAAAUACAAUUCAGGUCAACAGUCAAAUACAAGCACUGCGGUAACUAAGAAAGAUCAGAGUAUUCAGAGCAGCUCUACAGAUACUCGUCCUCGAAUGAAAUAUUCGAAGGAAGAGUUAGAUAGGAUGCGAAGGGAGUUCAUUUGUUUCAAGUGUGGGGCAAAUGGGUGGACUCGAGCCCAUAAAUGUCCUAAUCAAGAGCUGCGAAUUCUUAUGGUAACCAAUGGAUGGGAACUGGAAGUGUUAGAUGAUCAGGAAAGAGAUGACAUUGAGCUGACGGAAUCAUCUAAGUCUCGAGAGUUGAUGACAUUAUCACUCAAUUCAUUCUUGGGUCGUCAUUCACCAAAGACAACCAAACUCUAUGGCAAGAUUGCUAACCUUGAGGUGAUCGUGAUGCUAGACAGUGGGGCUUCACAUAACUUCAUCACGCCAAAAGUGGUCCAGCGUCUGAAGCUGCAGAUUUGUGCUGAAACAAGCUUCGACAUUCAGCUAGGAAACGGUGUCACAGUACAGAGUUCAGGGGUGUGUGUUGAUGUUCAGUUUCAACUAGCAAAUGCAGAGUUCACAUCAGACUUCAUCACGUUGGAAUUAGGGAUGGUGGAUGUUAUUUUAGGAAUUCAAUGGCUUGAGACUUUAGGAAAAUGCGAGGUGGAUUGGAAGGCGCAGGAACUGUCCUUUGUUCAUAAUGGGAACAAAGUGACACUGUUCGGGGAUCCAACACUCCAUUGUUCCAAACUCUCGAUGAAGUCAUUGGCUCCUAUCUCAACUACUGAUGUUAAAGGAAGAGUAGAGCUUUAUACAUCAGCAAGUGAGGUAACAUUACCCAUUCCGUGUAUUCCGUUGACGUUGGCGAAACUCUUGGAAUCCUUUGAUCAUGUAUUUGCCCUCCCUACGGGUCUACCUCCCUUUAGAGGCAUUGAUCACGCAAUAAAUUUGCAACCAGGAGUUUCCGCCAUCUCCGUGAGACCAUACCGUUACCCACACGCAACAAAGGUGAUUAUGGAAAAGAUGGUGAAUGAAAUGUUGGAAUCAGGAAUCAUCAGAAUCAGUACAAGUCCGUUCUCAAGUCCGGUCUUGUUGGUCAAAAAAAAGAUGGAACUUGGAGAUUCUGUAUUGAUUACAGAGCGCUGAAUAAGGCAACGAUUCCAGAUCGAUUUCCCAUCCCAGUUAUUGAUCAGCUCCUAGACGAAUUACAUGGAGCUAUGGUUUUUUCGAAACUGGAUUUGCGUGCGGGGUAUCAUCAAAUACGUACGAAAGAGGAAGACAUUGCGAAGACUGCUUUCAGGACAGUGGAAGGGCACUAUGAGUUCCUUGUAAUGCCAUUUGGGCUUACAAACGCCCCAGCCACUUUCCAAUCCUUGAUGAACACAAUCUUCAAGAAGUACCUCCGGAAGUUUGUCUUAGUCUUCUUUGACGAUGUGUUGGUCUAUAGCAGAACAAUGGAAGAACAUGAGGAACAUUUGCGAGUGGUGUUACAGAUAUUGGAUCAACAGAAGUUACUAGCAAACAAGAAGAAGUGUUCGUUUGGUUUAUCCCAAGUAGAGUAUCUCGGCCACAUAAUUUCAAAGGAUGGUGUUGCUACAGACUCAGCGAAAACUAAGACUAUGAAGGAAUGGCCCAUUCCGAGAUCAGUUAAACAGCUUCGCGGGUUUUUGGGGUUGACAGGUUAUUACCGACAAUAUGUUAAGAGUUAUGGAACAAUAGCCAGGCCGCUAACAGACUUAUUGAAGAAGGAUAAUUUUGAAUGGUCGGCGCCAACUCAAGAGGCGUUUGAAAGGCUCAAACAAGCAAUGGCGGAAGCUCCUGUGCUCGCAUUACCAGAUUUCAACAAGCCCUUUAUCAUUGAAUCAGACGCUUCAGGGUUUGGAGUAGGAGCAGUUCUGAUGCAGGAUCGUCGUCCUAUUGCUUACUUCAGUCACGGGUUAACAGCAAGAGAAUAACUGAAACCUGCGUAUGAGAGAGAACUGAUGGCAGUGGUUAUGGCAGUGCUUAAAUGGAAGCACUAUCUGCUGGGGAGGAAAUUCAUUGUCCAGAUCAAAGAAGCUUGAAAUAUUUGCUGGAUCAGAAAGAAGUUAAUAUGGAAUAUCAAAGAUGGCUGACGAAAUUAUUGGGUUUUGAUUUCGAAAUUGUUUACAAACCAGGCUGUGACAACAAGGCUGCUGAUGGAUUAUCUAGAAUUGAACCUAUGCGGAGUACAGAAGUGAAUUCCUUAUUGCUUUCGUUAACAAUUCCCUCAGUGAUUCAGUUACAAGACCUCUAUAAGGAGAUUGCAGACAGUAAGGAGAUUCAGGAAUUGAUCAAGCUUGUUUCAGCGGGUACCGUGGCUAACAGACACUACACGGUGACUGAUGGGAGACUUUGGUAUAAGAAGAGGUUGGUUAUUCCGAAGCAGUCCGCCUUCAUUCCUCUGAUUUUAUCUGAAUGCCAUGAUAGCACGUAUGGAGGUCAUUCUGGUGUUCUGAAAACAGUCAAACGUGUGCAGUUGAUGUUUCAUUGGGAGGGGUUAUACAAACGUGUGCAACGACAUGUGAUGGAGUGCAAGAUAUGUCAAACACAUAAGUAUUCAACGUUAUCACCUGCUGGGUUACUACAACCAUUACCUAUUCCUCAGCAAGUGUGGGAGGAUGUUUCGAUGGAUUUUGUUGAAGGCUUACCAAGUUCUCAAGGGAGUAAUGUGAUUAUGGUAGUGGUGGACCGUCUCAGCAAAUAUGGCCACUUCGUGGGGUUAAAACAUCUGUUUACUGCGGUCGACGUCGCAUCUAAGUUCAUGACGGAGGUGGUAAAACAUCACGGGUUUCCUAAAUCGAUUGUCUCCGAUAGAGAUUGCAUCUUUUUGAGUAACUUUUGGAAGGAUCUCUUUCGCCUCUCAGGAACAAAAUUGAAGUACAGCACAGCCUUUCACCCGUAAACAGACGGGCAAACAGAGGUUCUCAAUCGUUGUAUGGAAACGUAUCUUCGGUGUUUUGCUUCUGGUCAUCCAAAGACAUGGCAUAAGUAUUUGGCGUGGGCAGAACUGUGGUACAACACUUCGUUUCAUACCGCGUUGAAGGCAACACCUUUUCAAGUGGUGUAUGGAAGAGAACCUCCUAAGUUGUUGCGGUUCGAAGAAGGGUCUACGACUAACUAUGAUUUGCAGGUGGCGUUAAAGGAACGGGAUGAGAUGCUACUACAGAUUCAACUACAUUUGGCUAGAGCUCAACAACUCAUGAAGACGCAAGCUGAUAAGCAUAGACGGGAUGUGCAGUUUGCAGUGGGUGAUCGUGUGUAUCUUAAGUUGAAGCCGUUUCGUCAAAGCACAGUGGCUCGUCGCUUUUGUCAAAAACUGGCUGCGAAGUUCUUUGGUCCUUAUGAGAUUGUGGAGCGUAUUGGAAAGGUGGCUUAUCGUCUCAAAUUGCCAGCGGAAGCGAAGAUACAUCCUGUUUUUCACAUUUCGCAGUUGAAGGCAGCUUUGGGACAGUAUCACAUCUUACAAGAGAUACCACCUACUUGCACGGACUUGGAGAACUUAAUAUGGGAACCUGAAGACAUAUUGGCUGCAAGAACGAAUAACGAUGGACUGAUGGAAGUACUGGUAAAAUGGAAGGGUCACUUGGAUCAUGAUGCUUCGUGGGUGUUGCUGUCGGAGUUUCAGGCUUCUUUUCCUCAUUAUAAGCUUGAGGGCAAGCUUGCUCUCAAUGGGGGGAGUAUUGAUAGGUUCAAAUAUACUUACACGAGGAAGAAAGGGAAAGGAGUGGAUUAAAAGACUCUAGUGGAAACAGAAGGUUUACGGUUACAGACUUGAAGAAUAAACAAAGGAGUAUAAAUAGUCAUUGUCAUGGUUGUUAGAUCUUUAUCGAUUAAGUACAUUGGUGAUUCUUAGCGAUGAGCUGAGUCUACUCAGGUGAUAGAGUAGUUGAGAUUCUCAGGUGAUAGAGAUCUCCAUUGUUGUACUUAUCGAGCUUACUAUCAAAAUACAUACAUUUCCUCUGUUAUCUCUAUCUUCACUCUAUCAGAAACUCGCGGACUCCAUCUCAAAGAAGGUCACUUUCGAGGAGAAGGGUCAUCCUGAUUCAGUCCUCACUCUUCUUAGAACUCAUGGCUUCACUGAUUCUCAGAUCACCACCAUCAUUACAGACUACCCAUUACUGCUUGUAGCAGAUGCUGAUGAGUCUCUUGCUCCCAAGCUUAAGUUGCUACAGAACAGAGGAGCUUCAACCUCUGAGCUCACUGAGGUUCUUUCUAAAGUCCCCAAGAUCUUGAGAAUCAAAAAGGACAAAGCUUUAGGAAGAUACUAUGAUUUCGUCAGAGAGAUUAUAGAAGCGGAUAAGAGUUCUAAGUUCGAAAGGUUGUGUCUUUCUUUGCCGCUGGGUAGUAGACAGGAGAAUAAGAUCAGGAACGUUUUGGUUUUGAGAGAUCUUGGUGUGCCUCAGAGGUUGUUGUUCCCUUUGCUCAUCUCAAGGUCUGCACAUGUCUGUGGUAAAGAAAGGUUUGAAGAGUCACUCAAGAAGGUUCUUGAGAUGGGUUUUGAUCCCACAACUCCAAAGUUUGUCAAAGCUUUGCAUACUGUUUAUGAACUGAGUGAUAAAACGAUAGAAGAGAAGGUGAAUGUGUACAAAAGACUAGGCUUUGGUGUGGGAGACGUGUGGAAGAUCUUCAAGAAGCAUCCUUCGUUUCUUAAGUUCUCUGAGAAGAAUAUAUCAAACUCUAUCGAUACGUUUCUAGGCCUAGGAUUCAGCAGAGUUGAGCUUGCGGGGAUGGUCAAGCGCUUUCCUCAGUGCAUUGGGUUAUCUGCAGAGACUGUAAAGAAGAAGAAUGAGUUUUUGGUGGAGAAGAUGAAGUGUAUUUGGAUGUAGCAUGGACAAGAGGAUUGCUCCGAGGUGUGAAGUAAUCAAAGCUCUAAUGUCCAAAGGAUUGCUUGGGAGUGAACUUCCUUCAGUAUCUUCUGUCUUGGCGUGUACUGAUCAUAUGUUUCUGAAAAAGUAUUUGAGUAAGCAUGAUGACAUUGACAAGGUGUUUGUGGACGAGUUAAUGGCUAUCUUCACCAAAGAUGGUGACUUAUAGAUCAGAAAGCUUGUCAAGGUGUGUGUGUUUUCUUUCUUUUGCAUUAACUUUAGAUUUGUCUAUGGAUUUUUUUGUUGCCAUUCAAACUGUUGUAAUCUUAUCAAUUGGUGUCAACUAGUUCUUUAAGUUUGGAGCAUUGAAACGUGAUGCUUUGGUUGAUAUGAUAAAGCAGGAGAACAUUUUGUAAGACAUUGCUUGGUUUAUAGAGAAUUUCAAUCAAGAAGACGAGUGGUUUGGAGCUCUGACAUGGAUCUUAAAUCUAGAGUUAAAAAUCUUCAUGUUUGAAUCCAGAUCGAUUAGUUUGGACCGUUUGGUUACUUCUUCAUAUGUACAAAAGAUGGGGAUCCAUAGGCAAAAAGGGUGUUGAGAUGGGAUUUGAAUCAACCACCUCAAAGUUUGUGGAAGCUCUACGCAUUGUUUACGGAUUGAGUUACAAAACAAUAGAAGCAAAAAUCAAUGUCUAUCGCCUAUGGGAAAUGUUCAAGAAGUGUUCCAGUCUCUCUCUCUCUCUCUCUCUCUCUCUCUCUCUCUCUCUCUCUCUCUCUCUCUCUCUCUCUCUCUCUCUCUUAUACUCGGAGAAGAAGAUAUUGAACUCCAUUGAAACAUUUAUAGACUUGAGUUUCUGAUGAACAGGAUGAAUGGGCCACUAUAUAUAAAGGCCAAGAUUUAGAUAGUUCUUUUACGGCCACUUGCUGGAUACGUAUCGUUCAAAUGACCGUGAUAGAUGAUCAUCAAACACUUAUUUACCAAGAACGAUUUUUUCACUACCUUCACCUCUGAAUAAGUGAACCAUUCUCUUUGCUGUUUUGUUUGAUGCCUGCAAGCAAAGAAUUCAACAGAUUCUAUGAGCACUCAUAGUUUCUUGUGUCAUUUUUAUAUUAUUUUGCUAUUAUGAUUUAUAUGAGGAUUCAAUAGAUUUUAUAUCAUUUAUUAUUCUAUGCGGUUUAAAGAUAAUCACCACAGUUCAUGAGGCAGUGACACAAUUUUCAGAGCUUUUAUGUCCAAAGAAUUUUUUAGUUUUGAAUAAAAAUUUAACAGAUCAUAAAUAUGUCACAUGGAAUGAGGCGUUAAUUAGUUGCCUUAAUCUCAACCUACAUUUUACUCGCUCUGUUUUAUAUUAAGUGUCGUUCAAAAUUUUUGUACACGAAUUAAAAAAAUUGUCAACUUUCUAUGUUACCCUACCUCUAUUUAAUAUAGUUUUAUGUUUGGUUUUAUUAAUUAAUGAAUUAAAAUAAUUGUAAAAAUAAGAAAAAUUAUUAAAUAUAUGCAUUAAAAACGUAAAAUAACACUUAUAAUAAAAUAAAAUUUAAAAUCUAGAUUCUAGAAUGACAAAACUUAAUAUGAAACGGAAGGAGUAUACUUUAUAGCUAAAUAUCCCAAACAAAGUUUUCUUUGCAAGUCGGAAACGAACAAACUUUGAGUUAGUUAAGUGCAUCCAAAGACAAUCCAAAAACGAAAAGACAAUCCAAAAAGUAUAUAAUUAUAUUUCUACAAAUUGUUAAAUCUAAAGAUUUCAACCCUGAUCCAAAAGGGACAACCUAAAUAAUACUUUGCAGUAUUUUAUAAAACAAAAAAACAACACAUCUACUAUUAAUCUAGGAGUCUCCGUUCUCCACAUUAUCACACAUUUUGCUAACCAAAAUCGUCUUUCUUCUCCAAAGAAAACCUCUCAACACAUUAGAGAUAUGACAAGUGAAGCCCCAAGUUGGGCUGAUCAAUGGGGAACUGGAGGGAUCGGAGAGAUGCCGGAGGAAGAUAACACCAAAAGUGCCGGCGGUAAGAAGUCCGGCACGACCAAAGCCAAGAUUAUUGACUUCAUGAGUUUCAAGUGGAUGAAGAAUCUUGUGCACAAGAAGAAGACAAAAGACUCUAAUUCUUUAAAAUGAAAAGAAAGACAACAUUUUCUAUGUACCCUUUUCCUUCUGAAGAUAUCAAAAUCUAUCAUUGUAUUUGUUUAUUUUCAUGUUGAGUUUCAUGUGAGUUAUGUAUGGUGCAUCCCACGAUUGAAUGUUUUUUGUUUGUUUUGUUAUA
Molecule: messenger RNA, 10655 nt
Organism: Brassica rapa (field mustard)
Lineage: Eukaryota; Viridiplantae; Streptophyta; Magnoliopsida; Brassicales; Brassicaceae
Source: RefSeq, a predicted model, not a curated record